GGAGUUCGCAGGACUUCGUAUUUCAUAUUCGUAGCAAGUUGCUAACUUCAAGUUAUUGUUUGAUAUCAUCAUUCGUGUAUGAAGCGGUGUUAACUUUUAUUUUAUUUUUCUGUUUCGUUUUAUAUUGUAGCAGUUAUUAUCGAAAUUAUGUGUUUUUACUAAGUUUAAAUCAUAUAAAAAGUGCAUUAGUUAUUAAUUCAUCAAAUUAUGUUAGCAAUCGUGCAUAUGCUUUGUUGUGAGAACCACCUUUAUCUGCUGUCAUUUUAAGUUAUACUAAGAAAAUUUUCGAUAAUGAAACAUAGGCUGUUAAUCAAACAAUAAGUUAUUCAUGAUAAGAUCGCCCGAGAAGUGUAAAACAGUAUCUAGUUGAUGUGUCGUAAUGAGAAUAGUGUUUUUCUCCGGAGUAGUGAAUUGGAGAAUGUGCGGUGGCGUUUAGGAUCUGUAAGGGUCAGAGACAGAGUUCAGCAUGGGAACGGUAAAAGAUGAAGAACGUAUGCGACGUCUUCGUUUGCUGGAGGAAAGGCUGUGUGACCCUCGCUCAACCGGCAACGUGGAUUGUCUCCUGGACACAGUCACAGCACUGAUAUCUGAUUGCGAUCACCCGGCCAUUCGACGUAUGAAAAACGUUGAAGCUUACACCAGCAGAUAUGAGGAAUUUGCAUCAGACAUAGUUGAUCUGCGUUUGAAAGCAGCAGAUUUUGAUCUUAUUAAAGUAAUUGGUCGGGGAGCAUUCGGGGAAGUUCAACUAGUCAGGCAUAAAUCUACUAGGUCAGUUUAUGCUAUGAAACUUCUUAGUAAGGUAGAAAUGAUUAAAAGAUCUGACUCAACAUUUUUCUGGGAAGAGAGACAUAUUAUGGCACAUGCUAACUCUGAGUGGAUUUUGAAACUACACUUUGCAUUUCAAGAUCAAAAGUAUCUUUAUAUGGUAAUGGACUAUAUGCCUGGAGGUGAUCUGGUUAGUUUAAUGUCUAAUUAUGAUAUACCUGAGAAAUGGGCCAAAUUUUAUACAAUGGAAAUAGUCUUAGCUCUAGAUGUUAUUCACGGAAUGGGUUUUGUUCAUAGAGACGUUAAACCUGAUAAUAUGUUGAUAGACAAGUAUGGUCAUUUAAAGCUAGCAGACUUUGGUACUUGUAUGAGAAUGGGUCCUGAUGGUCUAGUGCGUGCUAGUAAUGCUGUGGGUACCCCUGACUACAUAUCUCCUGAAGUACUGCAAUCCCAAAAUGGUGAAGGCGUUUAUGGUAGGGAGUGUGAUUGGUGGGCUGUUGGUAUAUUUUUAUAUGAAAUGCUUAUAGGGGACCCACCUUUUUAUGCUGAUAGUUUAGUAGGUACUUAUGGGAAAAUUAUGGACCAUAGAAAUUCCUUGCAAUUUCCUGAUGAUAUAGAAAUCUCUAGAGACGCUAAAUCACUCAUAAGAGGUUUGCUGACUGAUAGAGCCAGAAGACUGGGUAAAAACAGUGUUGACGAAAUUAAGCAGCAUCCUUUUUUUAUAAAUGAUCAGUGGAGCUUUGAAAAUCUUAGGGAUUCAGUGCCACCUGUUGUGCCUGAGCUGUCUAGUGAUGAUGAUACGAGAAAUUUUGAUGACAUUGACAAGUCAGAUGCUUUAGAUGAAUCUUUUCCGGAGCCUAAAGCUUUUGUAGGGAAUCAUCUUCCUUUUGUAGGAUUUACUUAUAAUGGUGACUACCAACUCUGUGGAGGAAGAAUUAAACCAGCUGAUGUUGUAGACACUAUAUCAAAUAAUCAUAUAAAUAAUGUUGGAUCUGAAGCUAUACUACAAUUAGAAAAAUUAUUAGAGAGGGAAAGGGAUUCAAGAAGAAAAGUAGAAGAUAGGCAAGUGAUAUUAUGCAAUCAGUUAGAAGACAUGUCUCAGAGAGAAGUAAGAAAUAAGAAAAUUAUUGCUGACACAGAUAAAGAACUGGCCCUAUUAAAACAUGACCUGAAGGAAAUUCAAAGAAAGGCUGAAAUUGAAGCUGAUUCACGGCGAAAAGCAGAAAUGAAUUAUAAUGAAGUUAAACGUCGGUUAGAUGAAGAACAAAGUAAGAGGAUGAAAGAAAUGAGUAGUUUACAAAUUUACAAUGAAAAGAUUAACAUCUUGGAAAAGCAGUUAACUGAGAUGCGUGAGAAGUUAAAACAGGAAUCAGAAGCUGCAGCUAAAUCUAGGAAGCAGGCAGCAGAAUUGAGUGCAGCACAAGCAGCAGCGGCUGCAGCUAGUGAUGGUACUGUAGCCAGCUUGAGAGCCCAACGAGAUGCUUUAGAGAGGGAAUGUAGUUCACUCUCUGAGGAAUUGGGUACAGUAAAAGCAGCUAAACAACGUACAGAAGCAACUGUUGUUGAGUCUACUAGUAGAUUAAAUGCUGCUCAUGUUGAAAUGGAAAGAUCUACCUUAAAGAUUAACCAAUUACUGGCUGAUAAUCGGCAGCUGUCUGAGCGUGUAUCUUCAUUGGAAAAGGAAUGUACAUCUUUGUCUCAUGAUCUUAGGACAUCUCAACAUUUGUAUCAACAAGAAGUAAGAGCACAUCAGGAAACACAACGAUCACAAUUAUUGUCUAAACAGGAAGCCAACUUGGAGCUAGUGAAGGCAUUGCAAGGAAAGUUGAAUGAAGAGAAACAAGCAAGACAGCGAGCCGAGGCCGGUUCACAAGAAAAAGAUAGACAAAUGUCUAUGCUAAGUGUAGACUAUAGACAGAUGCAGCAACGCUUGCAAAAAUUGGAGGGUGAACAUAGACAAGAAGGUGAAAAGGUGGCAGGCCUCCAAGCGGCGCUAGAGCAAGAAAGAGAUGCUCGGCUGUCGGCGAGCGCAGAAACGGCAGCGGCUGAAAGUAGUGCACGUGCGGCGGCGGCUGAAAGAGAUGCCCGUGCACGUGAACUUAUAGCUGUUCGCGCGGCUUUGCACGAUGCAACUGAAAAGCUUGCGGCGGCUGGCGCUGAACGUGACAUGCACUAUGCAAGGAGCGAAGAACUACGCUCCCAGUUGGAGAACGAGCAACACUACUGUGUUAUGUACCGAACGCAAGCGAACGAUGCCCGUUCGCAACUCGACGAGAACGCCCGCGCAAAUCGCGACCUUGAACAAGAGCGGGCCAGUCUUAUGCAUCAAUUGCAAUUAGCUAUCGCCCGGGCAGACUCGGAGGCUAUUGCUAGGUCCAUAGCGGAAGAAACAGUGGGUGAACUAGAGAAAGAGAAGACGAUGAAAGACCUGGAGAUGCGGGAGGCUCUCACCCAGCAUCGAAGCGAAUUAUCAGCAAGAGAUGCGUUGGUUCAAGGUCUUAGGGACCGGGAUCAUGAGAACAGAGCCACUAUUGACCUACAAAGGAAGGAAGUGGACGAGUUGCGUCGGAGCGGUACAGCUCUAGCAGAGCGCGUAGCAACAUUGCAGCGUCUUCAGGAAGACGUUGACAGAUUGAACAAGAAACUCAACUCUGAGAUCAUGCUUAAGCAACAGGCUGUUAAUAAGUUGGCCGAAAUCAUGAACAGGAAAGACAUGAACCCAGCAUCCACGAAGAACAAGAGCAAGAUGUCCGUACGCAAAGACAAGGACUAUCGCAAGCUGCAGCAGGAGCUGACGAGGGAGAAGGAGAAGUCGGACCAGCACAUCUCCAAAUUGCAGAGGGACCUUCAGGACUCGCAGCAGCAGCUCAUCGAGGAGCAGCAGACGAGGCUUCGACUCGCUAUGGAGGUUGACAGCAAAGACGUAGAGAUAGAGCAACUGAAAGAGAAGCUGGCAGCGUUGACCAGCGAAACAGCAUCUCAAUCGUCGGCUGAUGCGGAAGACGGAGAAACGGAACAGACCCUCGAGGGAUGGCUUUCAGUUCCAUUCAAGCAGAAUAUAAGGAGACACGGCUGGAAGAAGCAGUAUGUGGUUGUCUCUUCUAAGAAGAUCAUCUUCUAUAACACCGAGAAUGACAAGCAGAAUACAACUGAUCCGGUCAUGAUAUUGGAUUUAAGCAAAGUAUUCCAUGUCCGUUCCGUGACACAAGGCGACGUAAUCCGGGCCGAUGCGAAGGACAUCCCGCGUAUAUUCCAGCUCUUGUACGCUGGUGAAGGGGAAGCCAGGAGACCUGGAGACGCACAGGAUCAGCCUACAGAUGGAGUAGAUCAUACUGGUAACACAGUACAGCAUAAAGGGCAUGACCUGGUCAGCAUAACGUAUCACAUCCCGACGGCCUGCGAAGUCUGUACUCGACCACUUUGGCAUAUGUUCCGUCCACCACAGGCCUAUGAGUGCCGACGCUGCCGUAUGAAAGUGCACGCCGAGCACGUGUCGGAGGCGGGCGGGGAGGGCGUGGCAGCGUGCAAGUUGCACGCGGACAGAGCGCGCGAGCUACUGCUGCUGGCACCUGUAGCGCAAGAGCAGCGGCGCUGGGUUGCCCGACUUGCCCGCAGGGUGCAGCGGUAUGGGUACAGGGCUGCUCACAACCAUGACCAUACCAAGUUGUCCCCAAGAGAUUCGAUGCGAUCCAAUCUCAAAGCGGCGUAUAUGAACGCAUCGCAGCGUAGUUCGACUUUGCCCGCUAACACAGCACUACCCAGGCAGUAAAGACAAGAUAACGUAUACUAAUUACACACACAUACAUGGUGUUCCAUGUGUGUGUAGAAUUUAUAUUACAAAUACGAUACAUCCAAAUAGAAAAUAACCGACUUCAAAAUGUAGAUAAGCAAUCAUU
Pieris rapae (cabbage white) is the source of this 4661-nucleotide messenger RNA. It is a transcript of the gene rock1, whose product is annotated as rho-associated protein kinase 2. Gene Ontology annotation, cellular component: cytoplasm; cytoskeleton. Gene Ontology annotation, molecular function: small GTPase binding; ATP binding; Rho-dependent protein serine/threonine kinase activity. The transcript is spliced from 13 exons. Lineage: Eukaryota; Metazoa; Arthropoda; Insecta; Lepidoptera; Pieridae. Gene Ontology annotation, biological process: embryonic morphogenesis; cortical actin cytoskeleton organization; regulation of cell junction assembly. The coding region runs from base 467 to 4534 and encodes 1355 amino acids. The record is from RefSeq and is a predicted model, not a curated record.